Messenger RNA from Ochotona princeps (American pika), 1505 nucleotides. It is a transcript of the gene F10, whose product is annotated as coagulation factor X. Gene Ontology annotation, cellular component: extracellular region. The transcript is spliced from 8 exons. The record is from RefSeq and is a predicted model, not a curated record. The coding region runs from base 24 to 1496 and encodes 490 amino acids. Lineage: Eukaryota; Metazoa; Chordata; Mammalia; Lagomorpha; Ochotonidae. Gene Ontology annotation, molecular function: calcium ion binding; serine-type endopeptidase activity. Gene Ontology annotation, biological process: blood coagulation; proteolysis.
UGGAGCCGGUGCUUGGCCACACCAUGGCCAGACCCCUGAGCCUCAUGCUGUUCGGUGCCACCCUGACUGGCCUCCUGCUGCCCGGGAGCAGCGUGUUCACCAACCGGGAACACGCCAACACUGUGUUGACGAGGGCCCGCAGGGCCAACUCGUUCUUAGAAGAGAUGAAGAAGGGCAACCUGGAGAGGGAGUGCCUGGAGGAGACCUGCUCCUUUGAAGAGGCCCGCGAAGUCUUCGAGGACGAUGAGAAAACGAACGAGUUCUGGAACGAAUACAAAGAUGGCAACCAGUGUCAGAGCAGCCCCUGCCAGAACAACGGCACAUGUAAGGACGGCCUGGGGACCUACACCUGCACCUGUGUGGACGGAUACGAAGGCAAAGACUGUGAACUGUUCAUGCGGAGGCUCUGCAGCCUGGACAAUGGUGACUGUGAGCAGUUCUGCCAAGAGGAUCAGAACUCAGUGCUGUGCUCCUGUGCCAGGGGGUACAUGCUGGGCGAUGACGGCAAGUCCUGCAUCUCCACAGAGCCCUUCCCCUGCGGGAAGGAAACCCUGGGUCGCAGCAGAAGAUCACUGGCUCCCAACAGCAGCCAGGUCCCCCUGGAAGGCUCUGGCACACAGCAAGACGACCUGUAUGACGAACUUGCCACCAAGAGCCCCUUCGACCUGCUGGACUUGACAGAGUCACACCCUGAAGGCGACAGUAACAGUAUCGUGCGGAUCGUGGGUGGCCGGGACUGCAAAGAGGGCGAGUGCCCCUGGCAGGCCCUCCUGGUGAAUGAGGAGAACGAGGGCUUCUGUGGGGGCACCAUCCUGAGCGAGUACCAUGUCCUCACAGCGGCCCACUGCCUGCACCAGGCCAAGAGAUUCAAGGUGAGGGUAGGGGACCGGGACACGGAGCAGGAGGAGGGCAAUGAGAUGGCCCAUGAAGUGGACGUGGUGAUGAUCCACAACAAGUUUGUGAUGGAAACGUACGACUAUGACAUUGCAAUGCUGAGGCUCAAGACGCCCAUCACCUUCCGCAGGAACGUGGCCCCCGCCUGCCUGCCCAAGAAGGACUGGGCCGAGUCCACGCUGAUGGCGCAGAAGUCGGGCCUCGUGAGCGGCUUCGGGCGCACGCACGAGAAGGGCCGCCCGUCCACCACGCUCAAGGUGCUGCAGGUGCCCUACGUGGACCGCAACACCUGCAAGCUGGCCAGCAGCUUCAGCAUCACACCCAACAUGUUCUGCGCUGGCUACGACAACCAGCCAGAGGAUGCCUGCCAGGGCGACAGUGGCGGCCCCCAUGUCACCAGGUUCCGGGACACCUACUUUGUGACGGGCAUUGUUAGCUGGGGUGAGGGCUGUGCCCGCAAGGGCAAGUAUGGGGUCUACACCAAGGUCAGCAACUUCCUCAGGUGGAUCGAGAAUUCCAUGCGGGGCAGGGGUUCAGCUGUGGCUGAGCCGGCCAUGAGCCCGAGGCCUGCACAGCCCACCAUUAAAGCAAGCUCCCCGUGAGCCCCGGGG